Messenger RNA from Rosa rugosa (rugosa rose), 1646 nucleotides. Its product is annotated as GPN-loop GTPase QQT2. The record is from RefSeq and is a predicted model, not a curated record. Gene Ontology annotation, molecular function: GTPase activity. The coding region runs from base 176 to 1393 and encodes 405 amino acids. The transcript is spliced from 6 exons. Lineage: Eukaryota; Viridiplantae; Streptophyta; Magnoliopsida; Rosales; Rosaceae.
UAUUCUCAGAAACAACUCUCUAACCAAGUGUCAGGCCCCUCUCCUCUUUCUACCGCCUUCACACUUUGCUUAGUUCAAAGCCCUCCUCCCGCUUUCUCUCUAUUCUCUUCCCCGCCGCCGAUAACCCAUAUAUUCCUCUUUCCGGCGCAGAAACGACCGCCAAGCUUUCACACCGAUGGACAUUGAUUCCGAUUUCCAGAAAAUGAACAUCGCCUCACACCAACAACAGGUCGGGGGCGCUUCAUCGGUGCCAAUGGACGCUGAGGAAGACGACCCUUCCGUCGUCAAAGGUAAAGAGGCUGAGGACCUCCAUGGUUCAAUGGAGAAACUUAAUAUUGAGGAAUCAUCCACCAGCUUCAAGAAAAAACCUGUUAUUAUUAUUGUUGUAGGCAUGGCAGGGAGUGGUAAAACAACCUUUCUUCAUCGUUUGGUUGCCCAUACUCAUCAAUCCGGUAUUCGUGGCUAUGUGAUGAACCUCGACCCGGCUGUGUUGACUCUUCCAUUCGGUGCAAACAUUGACAUCCGGGAUACUGUUAAGUACAAGGAAGUGAUGAAACAAUUCAACCUUGGACCUAAUGGUGGGAUUUUGACCUCGCUCAAUUUGUUUGCGACCAAGUUUGAUGAGGUUAUCAACGUUAUCGAGAAGCGAGCAGAUCAGCUUGAUUAUGUUCUUGUGGACACUCCUGGUCAGAUUGAGAUAUUCACUUGGUCAGCAUCUGGUGCUAUCAUCACAGAAGCAUUUGCUUCAACAUUUCCUACUGUUGUGACUUAUGUAGUUGAUACACCUCGCUCAGCUAGCCCAGUUACUUUUAUGAGCAACAUGCUUUAUGCUUGUAGUAUCCUCUACAAGACAAGGCUGCCCCUUGUGCUGGCAUUCAACAAAAUUGACGUGGCUAAACAUGAAUUUGCUUUGGAGUGGAUGCAGGAUUUUGAGGCAUUUCAAGCAGCAGUGAGUGAAGACCACUCAUACACUUCAACUUUAACAGAGAGCCUCUCCCUUGUGUUGGAUGAAUUCUAUAAGAACUUGCGGUCUGUUGGAGUGUCUGCUAUUUCUGGUGCUGGAAUGGACGCCUUCUUUAAGGCUAUUGAAGCAAGUGCUGAGGAGUACAUGGCCACCUAUAAGGCUGAUCUGGACAAGAGACGUGCAGAAAAGGAGCGUUUAGAGGAGGAAAAUAGGAGGGAGAACAUGGAGAAGUUGAGGAAGGAUAUGGAGCAAUCCAGGGGAGAAAAUGUGGUCUUGAGCACUGGUUUGAAGGACAAUGGAGAGAGGAGCAAGGCCAUGAUGGAUGAGGACGAGGAUGAGGAACUGGACGAGGAUGAGGAGAUAAUAACUGAAGAUGAGGAUGUCAUAGAUGAGGAUGAAGAUGAUGAAGAUAGCAAGUUCCCCUUUUAGUGAUGAUGCUUCUUUACUGGGCGGAUGAUAUCUUUUGGAGCAAGCAGACUUUGUAAGUAUUAGCAAACUAACUAGUUACCAAGGGGUGGAUUUGACUAUCAUUUUAGAUGUUCCACACCUUUUUGCUGUGUUGAAACUUGAUGGCAAUGCCAGUACUUUGAAUACUUUGUGAUCAUUCUUCAACAUUUUGGUGGUUGAAAAUGAAAUCAGGUCUCUCUUAAUACAUGAAUUAUUAUUGAUGGAUUUUGAUGCC